Mauremys mutica (yellowpond turtle) is the source of this 2062-nucleotide messenger RNA. It is a transcript of the gene DOC2A, whose product is annotated as double C2 domain alpha. NCBI's taxonomy places the organism in Eukaryota, Metazoa, Chordata, Testudines, Geoemydidae. Gene Ontology annotation, cellular component: membrane. The coding region runs from base 329 to 1510 and encodes 393 amino acids. The transcript has 12 exons. The record is from RefSeq and is a predicted model, not a curated record.
UGGAGGAGGGGGCGGGGAGAGGGGGAGAUAUGAAAUCUCUGAAUCUCCCAGAAGAGAACCCAGGCGUCCUGGCUCCCAGCCCCCUCCCCGCCUUCCCCUCCCAACAGCACUUUGGGGUGAAUUCGCUGUUCUGGUUUCCCCAGGAGCCCCCGUGUCUCCCCAUCACACCCCAGCCCGGGUCUGUCUGUCUGUCCGCCCAACCCCGCCCCCUCUGGACCCGCCCCCCGCUCCAGGAUCCCGCCCCCCCGCCGAUCCUCCGGCUCCUCGUCCCGCCAGGCGCGAUCCCGCCAGCGACUUGUUGCCGGCGAGAAGGGAGCAGGGCGCAUGCAUGUCCGGCCGGGGCGGGGGUCGGGAGAAGCCCCCGGUGCCGAUCCGCGAGCACAUGGCCAUCGACGUGUGCCCCGGCCCCAUCCGGCCCAUCCGCCAGAUCUCCGACUACUUCCCGCGCCGCAGCCCCGGGGAGGGCCCCGCGCAGGACGGGGGGGGGCCCUGCCGCCCGCCCGCCCCCCUCGACACCCCCCCCGGCUCGGCGCCCGCAGACCAGGGCUACGAGGCCGACAGCUACGACUCGGAUGACACCACGGCUCUGGGGACCCUGGAGUUUGACCUGCUCUAUGACCCCGAGAGCUGCACCCUGCACUGCACCAUCCUCCGGGCCAAGGGGCUGAAGCCGAUGGAUUUUAAUGGUCUGGCCGAUCCCUACGUCAAACUUCACCUGCUGCCGGGGGCCUGCAAGGCCAACAAGCUGAAGACGCGAACGCAGCGGAACACCCUGAACCCCGUGUGGAACGAGGGGCUGACGUACACGGGCAUCACGGGGGAGGACAUGGCCCGGAAAACCCUGCGGGUCUCAGUCUGUGACGAGGACAAGCUGACCCAUAACGAGUUCAUCGGGGAGACCCGGGUGCCGCUCCGGCGUCUGAAGCCUUCCCAGAAGAAGCAUUUCAACAUCUGCCUGGAACCCCAGAUCCCGCUGGCCUCCCCAUCCGCCAUGUCGGCCGCACUGCGAGGAAUCUCCUGUUACCUCAGAGAGCUGGAGCAGGCGGAGCAGUGGGAGCUGGAGGAGCGGGGUCGGAUCCUGCUGGCGCUGACGUACAGCUCCGAGCGCCGUGGGCUGCUGGUGGGAAUUCUGCGCUGUGCUCACCUGGCCGCCAUGGACGUCAACGGCUACUCCGACCCCUACGUCAAAACGUACCUCAAACCAGACAUGGAGAAGAAAUCGAAGCACAAAACGAGCGUGAAGAAGAAAACGCUGAACCCCGAAUAUAACGAGGAAUUCUUCUACGAAAUCGACCAGUCGGAGCUGGCGCAGAAAUCCCUGGAGAUCACAGUCUGGGACUACGACAUCGGGAAAUCCAACGACUUCAUCGGUGGCGCGACCCUGGGCCUGGACUCCAAGGGCGAGCGGCUGCGGCACUGGCUGGGCUGCCUGCAGAGCCCCGACCAGCGCUGGGAGCAGUGGCACACGCUGACCAAUGAGCUCCCAGAAUCCUCGGCCUUCGCGCCCUGAUUGGCCCUGGGGCCCGCUGCUCCCUGCCUGCUGCUUAAAGGAGCGGGGCCCUUUGCACGAGGACUCUUGCAUGUUUACACGGGGGCGGUAAGAAACCCGCCCCCUCCGUGCUGUGUCUGUCUGGGGGGGCUGUUUGGUUACAUUGGGGGAGGGGCGACACUGACUCCACCCCUCUCAUCCUGUUAUGUAGGGGAGGGGCCUCAUAUGCAAAUUGUCACUUGCUGCAAGAAUAUUAUGCAAAACAGUAUUCAAAUUGGUGGGAAACUAGCCCCUCCGUCCCCUCCCACACACCCCUCCUUUCAAGGAGGAAUUUUAGCACCUUCCCCUUUAAAAAGAAUUUUUGUCUGCAGUCAAAAAUCCCACCCCCGCUCUUAAAGGAGCAUCCUAUUUCCGCACCGUUUUUUACAAAACGGUUUGUAAAAAGGGUCGUUUGCACCGGGAGGGUCCCCCCGAAACCACCAGCCUCAUUCAAUGGCUUUUUUUCUAAGGGCUUCUGGGAUUUCAGGGGGGCCAGGGAGAGUUGGGGGGCAGUCAGGGGUCACUGAAGUUGCC